Messenger RNA from Hippocampus zosterae (dwarf seahorse), 4153 nucleotides. RefSeq names its product all-trans-retinol 13,14-reductase-like. Bases 2192 to 4024 code for a protein of 610 amino acids. The transcript is spliced from 12 exons. The record is from RefSeq and is a predicted model, not a curated record. Lineage: Eukaryota; Metazoa; Chordata; Actinopteri; Syngnathiformes; Syngnathidae.
CACCCUGCAUUCUGUAUUGCCAGAGUGGAUUAUGAACGUCCUUUUUCUUUUCGGGUACAGUGUUACGGUUCCGAAAUGAUCCUGAACGGAAAGUGGACUUGGAGAAGCUCGACUACAAAAAAAUAAUUUUAUGGAAGAACGGCAGGUUAAUAGAUGUCAAUGACUUUAUUUCUCAUCUGUUCUUCAGUUUCUUUGGAUCAGGCUUUGGUGUGUUCAGUGAAAAUUAACCGAAAGAAAUGUCAUUAGUCACAGGAAAUCAUGAUUUCACAAGAGGGGCAAAUGCUUUUUCGCGCAGGGCUAGCUUUAGCUUGGAAUACAUAUUCAGAAAUAUAAUCGUUUUAAAACUGCAUUUUAUGUUUACUUAGGUCAUCUUUGUCUGGUCUGUACAUUAGCUUGAUAAUUUUGAACAUGGUGAGGAAACUGCAAAAAAAAUUUAGAAGGGAGCAAACCUUUUUUCAGGGCAAUUUAUUUGGUGUGACUGAGGAACAUUGAUUUGUUUUACAACUUACCAUGAACCAAGUAAUGGCUCAACUCGUUUGAUAUUUGGUAGCGAUUCGACUCGACUGAUUUUCUUUUUUACUUGAGACUUGAAGGUUAUGACUUCAGACUUAAUUGUGACUUGCGCAUAUAUGACUUGAUCUCACUUCUGCUAUUGUGAUGUCUUACCAUUUUGCUUGAAGCAGGGAUGCCCAACUUUUUUUGACCGAAGAUCUACCCUUCGUGUGCCUUCGCACGCCCGCCAUGAUGAGCAACACCCGUAAUGGCUCUUUACUUGAACGAAACGUAAUAAAGUCCUAUAAAUAAAGAGUUGGAGAGUUUGUAAAAAGAAAAUCUCUGCCUACCUUAGUCGAGGCGUGAUGCGGAGGCAUCGGAUGGAUGUACUUUUGCAGAGUAGAAACUAUCGUACGUAUGUGUAACGUUUUAAAAUUCAUCUCCUGGCAGUCCAGAUUCCCAUUUACCGGCGCCAUCGUUGAAUUGCAAAAAGUUUGAAAGAGAAGAAGGAUAAAAAAGACGUAAACUUUGAAAGAAGAAGAAUCAAAAAGACGUAAUGCAACAGCUCUGAUCACAAGCAACUGCAGACUGCUGCCCGCUUAAAGGUUAAAGGUGACCUGUUUUUUUGAAAUACAUUUUGUGAAAGUGAAACUGAUAUGAUGCUGAUGGUCCAGUGUGCACUGACACAAAACUAUGUAUUAAUAGCACGCACACACAUUUUUAUUCCAUUGUCCUGGAAUCUAGACCCUUCGCAAUCAAUUUGGGACCCGUCCGCAGGCUACCGGUCAAUCUCGCGACUGGUUGGGCACCCCCGUUUUAAAAAUGAUAAUAGCAAACACCACUCUGAUGGUUUACCUGUAUGCAGCUCACAAACCCAAAUGUGAUUAUUUACAUGUUAUCUGGAAUUUUCCUCAUCAUGCUGUUUUAUUUUACCCAGCAUGGUUGCGGACAAUUAACUACUUUCUGUCUUUGACUUUCUCAUAAUUUAAUUUUUCAUUGCAUUUUCUUUCAUGGCAACAGGAACAUUUUACCCAAGGGUUGGUUAGCUUGCAUAAAUGUGUGAUAAAAAUAUAUGACUGAAAAUAUUUUCCCCAAACUUGCAAUUGCAAUUUUGAGAAUCACAGCUGUUGGAUUAAAAAAAGAAAAGUCAUGCUGAUAUACAGUACUUGCACAAUUCAAUACCCAAUGACCAGAUGCGCUUCACAGUUUAGAAAGCGAAUUUGUUCCGAAGAUUCAAGUUUGAAGUCACAGUUUUAAUUUCUUGUCGGAAAAAAAUGCCCAAAGGUACUUCAAUAAUGACCACUAAAAUCGUCAUGGUUUUACAUAACUGUGUGACUUCACCCUGAUGAAGCGAUUCACAACCAGUUCUCUGUUUUCUGGGAGUCUCGUGUCCAUGAUUUAGUCAAUGUGAUGUCUUUCUUUUUCGUGGUCAUACUUUAAUUACAAAAAGGUCAGGAGGUUUUUUUCUUUCUUUUCAUAUGCUCUCUCGUUCUUAAUAGGCAUCUCUUCCCCUUUUCCUAUACCUCACCCCAAAACAUUUCUUAUCAAUGAAUCCCUUUUUCAAAGCUCUCAAGGGCUAUCUGAAAUGUCCCCCUUCAUACUAUACAGUAACUCCGCCUCACCUCCUUUCAAUCUUCAAACUUUCCACCAUUUCUUUAUUUGGGAUUUUGGUGAGGUUUAGGGUGCGACGCUCUCCGAUAUGAUGUGGUGGUGGCUGUUUCCUUUAUUGAGCGCUGUUUUGUUUGUCUUGCUUUUCAUCAUAUACUUGACCAUUUCCCAACGCUACAAGGUUUUUAGUGAGGCGUACCUUAGGCCUCCGGGACCCUUGGUUAAUGAUGACCGAAAGAGGGAUGACAGGCUCAAGAAAGGAUUCCGUGUGGAUCGGGUUCCCAAUUCUCUGGAUGCUGUGGUUAUUGGCAGCGGUAUCGGGGGUUUGACAGCUGCGGCUCUCUUGUCCAAGGCUGGAAAGAGAGUUCUUGUUUUGGAGCAGCAUGAUCAGGCGGGUGGCUGCACUCACACCUUUCAAAAUAAGGGCUUUGAGUUUGAUGUGGGCAUUCAUUAUCUUGGCCAGCUUCAUGAGAACAGUCUUCUUAGGGUCGCCCUGGAUCAGAUCACAGAGGGCCAGAUGCAAUUUACUCGGCUUGAGCAACACUUCGAUACAUUGCUCUUGGGCCAGCCUGGAAAACACAGGGAGUAUCGUAUACACGCAGGGAAGACUGAAAUGGCAGCUAAUCUGAAGAAGCAGUUCCCAGGAGAGGAAGAUGCUAUUGACGAGUUCUUUCGAAUUAUGAAGCUAGCCUCACAGCGGACGCCACUUUUUGCCUCUUUGAAGAUUGUUCCAUACUGGCUUGUCAACUUCCUGGUGUGGACUGGUCUAUUAGAUCGCAUAUCUUCAGUGUUCCGCCUAGCAACCACAAACCACUCUGAAGUAAUAUCCCGUCUCACAAAAAACAAAGACCUUCAGGCUUUAUCUGCCUACCUUUUCUAUGGUGUGCCUCCAAAACAGUCUAGCUUUCUCAUCAAUGCGCUCCUUCUUCACCAUUACAAACGUGGUGCAUACUAUCCAAGAGGAGGCGCAAGUGAGUUUGCCUUUCACAUCAUCCCUGUCAUUCAACAAACAGGGGGCGCUGUCUUGGUCAGGGCGCCAGUGCAGCGUAUUCUGCUCAACCAGCAGGGGAAAGCUCGUGGAGUGACUGUGCUGAAAGGACAAGAGGAGAUCGAGAUCCUCGCUCCUGUUGUCAUUUCUAAUGCUGGAAUCUUCAACACAUUCCAAAAGUUUCUGCCAAAUCACAUACAACAAAAAUCAGAGAUUCAGUCAUUGUUGAGUAUGGUGCGCCAUGGCAUGGGUUCCUUCUUGGUUUUUGUUGGUCUGGACGGAACCAAAGAAGAGCUGGGAAUCGUUUCCACUAAUUUCUGGAUGUAUAAAGACAGCGACUUGGAUACACUAAUGGAACGAUACUCUUCGCUGAGCAGAGAAGAAGUACUGGGAAACAUUCCUAUGAUGUUCAUCACCUUUCCAUCUGCCAAAGACCCCACAUCUAACAUCCGGCAACCAGGAAAGUCCUGUAUGACUUUGUUAACCAUGGCUCGCUAUGAGUGGUUUGAAGAAUGGGAGGGGACAAAGAUUGGCAAGAGAGGACAGGAUUACCUGGAUCUAAAAAACAGCAUGGCUCAGGAGAUGCUGAACUGGGCCAUAACCAUCUUCCCCCAAUUACAAGACAAAGUGGUUAUGAUUGAUGCAGCCACCCCUCUGACUAAUGUACAUUAUUUGGGUGCACCGAGAGGUGAGAUGUAUGGUGCUGAACACAAUUUGGAGCGCUUCACCCCAGAAACGGUUGCAAGGACCAGACCACAAACUCCAAUCAGUGGUCUGUACUUAACAGGUCAGGAUGUAUUCUGUAAUGGCAUGGCUGGAGCUUUACAUGGUGGAUUACUCUGUGCCUCUGCUGUCCUAAAUCAGAUCCUCUACAUUGACCUUCUCGCUCUUAAGAACCGCCUCAAGAAAAGAAAGGCAAAUCAUAAGCUCACCUGAAAGUUACAAUUUGAUUUACUCAUUACCAUAUUUCCCAGAUGUCGCCAUCCAUGAAUGAAGAUACAGCAUGUGUAUUUGUCUCGUUGUAUUCCACAGCAUCUGAAUUGAAAUAAAACCAUCAAGAUGGAA